This is a messenger RNA of Prorocentrum cordatum, 339 nucleotides long. Lineage: Eukaryota; Dinophyceae; Prorocentrales; Prorocentraceae. The record is from the annotation of a GenBank genome assembly.
GCGAGUUCGCUCCUCGGGGACGCUGCUGGCCUCACGUCCGUGGUGCCAGGCACGAGCUCGGGCAUCAUGUUCACCGUGUUCGCACAGGUGAUCGGCCUGACCGUGAGCGGAGCCGUGGUUGGGAUCAUCGGCUCGCACCCCGUGGCGACCGAGGCGAUCGCUUUCCUGGAGGGCAAGCCCGCGGGCGACGCCCAAUCGGCGGCGCAGCAGCGGGCGCAGCUUCGACUACCUCCGCCUCUCGCGCUCCGAGGCGCGGGAGGCCGAGGGCCCCUCCGACGACGACGACGAGCCCGCCUGACGCCCUGGCCGCCGCCGGCCGCGCCUCCGCGGCGCGCGCGC